AAGACUGAGAAAAUAGGAAAAGAAACGCCGAGAAAGAACGAGAAAGCGAAGGAAAAUCCCCGAGGAACGAGAAGAAAGGAAGAGGAAAAUGGUGGUGGAGGAGGCGCUAAAGUCAGCGACUACCGAGGAAGAGAUCAACACCAACACGAACGCAAACCCUAACCCGAACCCUAGGGCUGGCGGAGCUGGAGAGGAGGACGAGGAGCCCGAGGAGGGAGAGAUCGUAGGGGUAGACGAGGACUCGAAGCAAACGGCAACGGCUUUGGUGGACCAGCUCCACCCGCUCGAGCACUCGUGGACCUUCUGGUUCGACAACCCCUCUGCCAAGUCCAAGCAGGCCGCUUGGGGUAGCUCUCUGAGGCCGAUCUACACCUUUGCUACGGUCGAAGAGUUCUGGAGUGUUUACAAUAAUAUUCAUCAUCCAAGCAAGUUGGGUCACGGAGCAGACAUCUAUUGUUUUAAACAUAAAAUAGAGCCAAAAUGGGAGGACCCUGUUUGUGCCAAUGGAGGGAAGUGGACUAUAACCUUUUUUAAUAGAGGGAAAUCUGACACUUUUUGGUUGUAUACGUUGCUGGCAAUGAUUGGAGAGCAAUUUGAUCAUGGGGAUGAAAUUUGUGGAGCAGUUGUCAAUGUCAGAGCUAGGCAGGAAAAAAUAAGCGUGUGGACCAAGAAUGCUACAAAUGAAGCUGCACAGAUGAGCAUUGGGAAACAGUGGAAGGAGUUUCUCGACUACAAUGAGACGAUAGGAUUUAUAUUCCAUGAUGAUGCAAAGAAACUUGACAAAGCUGCCAAGAAUCGGUACACAGUAUGAUUGAUGUGUAUGCCAAGAGGAUGCAAGAUGUUUUCUGGUUGCUGCCUCAUCCUAGAUACCAUUCUAGGGCUUGGUCUGAUGAGUUGUCCCUGCUUUGGACUAUUUUCCAUUUUGUGAAAGAAAUUUACAAUGAUAAGCUGAAUUAGACUUCCUUAA
Messenger RNA from Corylus avellana, 967 nucleotides. RefSeq names its product eukaryotic translation initiation factor 4E-2. Gene Ontology annotation, cellular component: eukaryotic translation initiation factor 4F complex; cytoplasm. NCBI's taxonomy places the organism in Eukaryota, Viridiplantae, Streptophyta, Magnoliopsida, Fagales, Betulaceae. Gene Ontology annotation, molecular function: translation initiation factor activity; RNA 7-methylguanosine cap binding. Gene Ontology annotation, biological process: translational initiation. The record is from RefSeq and is a predicted model, not a curated record.